This is a messenger RNA of Fusarium vanettenii 77-13-4, 2373 nucleotides long. RefSeq lists its product as uncharacterized. Lineage: Eukaryota; Fungi; Ascomycota; Sordariomycetes; Hypocreales; Nectriaceae. The coding region runs from base 1 to 2373 and encodes 790 amino acids. The transcript has 5 exons. The record is from RefSeq and is a predicted model, not a curated record.
AUGGCAAGGAGGAAGAGAAAGGGAGGUCCUAACCUCAUGACAGAAGCUCUUAGAUCACAAUCAACUUGCUCAGAUUCGAAUGGGAAACGCAAAAUGAGUAGUCGACGCGGAAACUACUCUGGCGGUUCGUCGUCCAAGGGGACCGGGUCAGCCAUUCUGCCGUAUAAUGCGGUUGCUUCUAGGAGGCGCUUUCGGCGGAGGGGCUUCCAUGAAAAUGUUUCGAACAAUUCAAUCCAAACCGAAAUCGACCUGUGGUCCGCGACCAGAAAUGAAAGCAACCAGUAUCGCAACGGACAACUCCCUUCUUUUGGCAAAUAUGUCGACGCCAAGGCGCUCGUCAAGCCUGUGGAUGUGAGCAUCCUUCAAGAGCAUCAGAUUCAGUACCCUCUUCGAGGAGUUUUUGCUGGUCUGCAUAUCUUCGGGCAGAUCGUGGCUGAGGAUCUCGCUGCUGCCGGUAUUACCAACUUGGUUAACUUCGCCAAAGCCUACCCCGAAGGAUGGGGGGCCCUGUCACAAGGCAUGGCUGUCUUUGACGUUUCGAUCCGCGCCUUUCGGGGACUUCCCUCUGGGCGUGUGUUCAUUGCCGUGACACCCAAGGUGUCAUAUGAAGAGUUCAUGCACAACCCUGAUUUUGACCAGGACCAAGAGCACAGAGCCACGCGCAAUGCCGUCAACCUCAUCUGUACUAUUCAUCGUGAAUGCGGACCGUCGGCGCCAUUUUGGACAAUGGAACCACUAACAGCAGAUAUGAUUCUGACGCAGGAUCGACUGCUGGAUCAGGAGCUGGAGUCGCUCAAAAAGGCAAAUCUCCGCGAGAUGAACGAAGACGAGCGCGAUGAAUACAUUCGCACCGUACAGGCCAGGGCAGGCCAUAUGUGGCACGAGAGAGUUCAUGGCCGCAAGCUGGUCAAGAUGGUCAGGUCGCUCCCGCACGUUCAAGACCUCGCAGGACGGGUCGCUGCAUUGACCGAACCAUCUCCCACGCAGGACUAUGUCAUGUCCAGACAGGUUGGCCUGUCCACAACAUUCACUACUCUCAUUGGAAUCUACAACAGGCGCCAGACCAUUCGUGUUUUGCACUUCCACGGCACACCCAUGUUGGACCGUCGUUUGGUGGCCGUUGUCGCCCGAGCUUGCCCCAACCUGAAGAUGUUGGGUAUCUACGAUUGUCCCGAUAUUCACUUUGGUGAUGCUGUAUGUCUCUUGGAUUUGAUCCAUGAGAUUAACAGCAGCCGUUCCAGUAACCAGCCACGGAUUGAGGCUUUCGACUUCUACCCCCGAUACAACACUGGCUCACUGCUCAGCGAAGCCAAACCUGGUGCUGAUGCCAACGCGUAUGGACUGUCGUCACAGAAGCUCCUUCUCGACGCUCAACAGCGCGGAGUUUUUGGAAUCCUUCUGCAGGUCGUUCUGAAGUCCAAGGAAAUGAACCUUCAGCUCCUCAUGGACCGAAAUGGGGCAUUUAUGACUUAUCUCUCGAAGCUACCCUUUGUCCCUCUUCAAAUCUUCGGCUAUCUUGACGGUUUGUACCGGUACUUGGAUUUGAUGGCGGCUGGUUCGAAGGACGACAACGCUAUCAAACAGGCCCUCUACGACAUUGUCAAACCGGUCAGGAUGGGGCUCGAGUCCCUUGAUAAAGAUUGGCACGAGUAUUACCUCAAUGAGAUGGGAAAGAACACCAUGUUCUGUUCGUCAUGUGGACACGAGGCUCUUAUAGAGUUCUUUGGCCAGGAGACACGCACCGCUCGCGAGCAUACUCACCUGUGUGCUGCUUGCAACCUUCGUAUGUGGUUGGACGAAGAACGUGAUCAGGGCAAGCGUGACGGCACAGAAAUCAUGAAGCCGUUCUUCCCCAAGUGGGAACGCUUUGAUUUCAAUCAAGAUGCUCCGCUGUACGAACAUGGCAAGGGUCUCAUCACACUCAAGUCCACCGGAACAGAACGACCUCUUCCACCGGCUGCUCAGUUUGACGCGAACGGCAACGUGAUCAAUCAUCACUACAUCGAGCCUCUCCUUCGUGACAACAAGAUUCACGACGAUUCUCUGCAACGGCUCCCGGACCUACGCGACAUGUUCGACCAAGAACUUCUCAAGGAUGCACAGUACCGUGCCCGUAUCAUUGACGCCCGUAACACGGCCCAUGUCCUUCUGAAGGACUGCUACCCACCCGACACGUUAAGAUCCCAAGCUUACGAAAACAGAACCCCAGACUUGGAAGGGCAGGGAAGGGCCCGAACUCAACACGACAUGUGUCUCGUCAGCCACAGCUUCGACGAUGCCGCUGUCUUCUUUGAUGAUCUCCAGCACAAGACCUUUGCGGAGCUCAAGGCGUACCGCUACUCAACCCCAGGAAACCCUGGCGGCUUUUGGUAA